Mercenaria mercenaria is the source of this 6343-nucleotide messenger RNA. RefSeq names its product CD109 antigen-like. Lineage: Eukaryota; Metazoa; Mollusca; Bivalvia; Venerida; Veneridae. Gene Ontology annotation, molecular function: endopeptidase inhibitor activity. The record is from RefSeq and is a predicted model, not a curated record. The transcript is spliced from 35 exons. The coding region runs from base 16 to 4569 and encodes 1517 amino acids. Gene Ontology annotation, cellular component: extracellular region.
UGCGAUUUUGAUUUUAUGGUUUCCUCAGUUACUACGGGAAUGCGUGUGUGGUUGUUUUGCAUUGUUCAGACGAUGUUGCAAACAGUUGCGCAAGGAAAAAAUUCCUACAUACUGAUAUCCCCGAGUGUUGUCCGGCCUGGACGAGAUUUUACUAUUCAAGGAGAAUUGCUUGAGACGCCUGAUAGUCCUGUGACAAUCACAGCCGAACUCAGUAACAACGCAGGAGCUAUAGCCAGUUCACAAGUAACUGUUCACGGAAAAUCAAAAGUCCAGUUAGAUAUUCCGGUUCCAACCCAGAUUACCUUGGAUUCUGGUCGGUCUAGGAAAAACCUUAACCUUAAACUGUCAGGCACAGGUGGACUGUCCUUUUCAGAAACAAAAUCUGUGUCAUUUGAGUCAAAAAGUUCAUCCGUUUUCAUACAGACGGACAAAGCUAUUUAUAAACCAGGCCAAACAGUGAAUUUUCGAGUGUUUGGUGUUAACCCAGAACUGAAAGUAAUAUUUGACAAAUUGAAGGUUGAACUUUACGAUCCAAAUGGUAACAAGAUAAAUCAAUGGGACGUUAGUGGCUUUGAAAUGACACGGCUUGGGGGAGUGUAUGUCCAUCACCAGGUCAUGUCUGAACAACCGGUGCUUGGAAAGUGGACCAUUAAAGCUAAAUUGCUUUCUCAUGGGGACGACUUUGAAGAGAAAACGUUUGAAGUAGACGAAUAUGUUUUGCCAAAGUUUGAAACAGAACUAGAUUUACCUUCAUUUGGACGAACAGAUGUGGCGGAAUUCAAAGGAAAAGUUAAAGCCAAAUACACAUAUGGGAAACCAGUCAAAGGAAUGGUUGACCUCCUUAUUAGACCUAAAAACGAAAGAUUCCAGUGGAUAAACGGUUCCCGCCAAAGAGUUAGCAAAACUAUCGAAUGGAAAAUGCCUAUAACUGGUGAAGUUGAGUUCACAUUUUCAUUAUCAAAACUUAAAGAAAUCCAAAAGUUUUUGAGCGGAUCAUCGCUCAUAUUUGAAGCAAACGUGACUGAGGAUCUCACAAAAUAUAAGCGUAGUGAUAAACAAGAGAUUACUUUCUACGACCAACCAAUGAAACUGACGUUUCCUGCCUCUCUACCGGACACUUUUAAACCAGGGAUGACAUAUGACGCUGUGGUAAUUGUUGCUCAGAGGGAUGAUACCACACCAGACACUAUAAAUGGUCGAUUAAAAGUUACAAUUACUGAAUAUAGAAAGUCUAGAGACCAUGUGUUUAGAAGCCAAUCAAGAGGUUCAAGGUUGAUCAGUCGCAGAAGAUGGUGGAGACCAAGACCAUGGCCAAGAGAAAUCAGUAAGGUGUUGCCGCCGGAGUUCUAUACAAUACCUACAGAUGGCAUUGUUGUCUUCCCUAUUGACACCGACAGUCGUGCCACGAAAAUUGAAAUAAAGGCUGAAUAUAAUGGAGCAUCAAAAUCGAAAACAUUGAAAAAGAGGCAUUCGCCAAGCAACACCUACUUACAAAUGAGACUUCUUACAAGUAAACCACAGGCUUUGAGUACUGUAGACAUAGAUGUUAGAAGCACCGAAAGACCCGGUGUACUAAAUUAUCAGAUAUACUCUAGAGGAUCUAUUGUUGAAUCAGGGACAAUACCAAUGCCAACUCUUCGCAAGACAUGGUCUUUUAAAACAACUUCGGCUAUGGCACCAAGAGCAAAAAUAGUCCUAUUUUUUGUACGAUCUGAUGGCGAGGUCAUUGCCGAUGGCUUAACAAUCAAUGUUCAAGGCGUUUUCGAAAAUAAGGUCGACAUAAAUUUCAACAAAACAUCUGCGGCUCCAGCGGACAAAAUUCGCCUUGAUGUAACCGCCGAUGCUGGAUCUAAUGUGUACGUGCUUGGUGUGGACAAAAGUGUUCUACUGAUGGCCACUGGUAAUGACAUCACAGAGUCUAAGGUAAGCAACUGCAAAACAGUUGAAAGUGCCGACCUCAAUGUAAAGUCUACAUUUUAUUUGAAUAUCAAACCUCAUCUAGAAUUGCAUUAUGUAACUGUGCUAAUUAUAAAAUCAUUUAAGGUGAACGAAGAACUGCAAAGAUAUGACACAAAACCAAGUCGGUCCUCCUCAAGCUUUCCUGUAUGUAGGUUCUGUUGGAGAUGGCCUAUUCCAGUCGGAGGCGAGGAUGUUAAAGACGUAUUCCAGGAUGCUGGUGUACUUGUUUUUACUGAUGCUCUUGUCUACGAACAUCACGAACCAAGAAGAAGAGGGCCGUAUUAUCACCCAGGCAAUAAAAGGAGAAGACCCUUGACUGCUUCAAAUUAUCAUAAGAAAAAACCUUCCAAAAGUGAGAUAAUGGCGUCAGUUGGAACGUCAACUGAAUUAGACACAAAUAAUAUGACGCCUGUUCGAAAACAUUUCCCUGAAACCUGGUUAUGGUCUGCAGCAGAAAUGAUAUCUAAUGGUUCUGUGUCAAUAGAGGAGACUGUCCCUGAUACAAUCACAUCCUGGAUAGCGACAGCGUUUGCCAUCCACCCAAACACUGGUCUUGGAGUUUCUUCACCUACACCACAGCUUGAAGUAACCAUGCCCUUCUUUUUGUCUGUAAAUCUGCCUUAUUCCGUGAUAAGAGGAGAGAAAGUUCUUAUACAGGUCAACAUACAUAACUACAGUCCACAACAGCUCCAUACCUACGUCAAACUUGAGAAGAGCGCAGAAUUUGAUAACAUUGUAAUAGACGGAGUAAAUACAUCGAUUACUUCUAUUGAUGAAACAAGAACAGUUACGGUUGGCGUGGACGAAGUUGUAGCUGUGUAUUUUCCAAUUAUUCCGCGCAAGAUCGGUCUGGAGGAUAUCAAGAUUCAGGCCAAGACACCAAUUCAGUCGGAUGCAGUUCAUAAAAAACUUCUUGUCGAGGCUGAAGGUUCACCACGGGAUUACAACUUGCCAAUACUUGUCGACUUAAAGAAUACUGCAACAGUUUCUAAAAUAGUUAAUGUUGAGUAUCCACUUCGUACUGUGAGAGGGUCUGAAAGGGUUAGAGCAACUGUAAUAGGUGAUUUGAUGGGUCCAAGCAUCAAUGGUUUAGACAAGUUGUUGAAGCUUCCGACAGGGUGUGGUGAACAAAAUAUGCUGAAGUUUGCACCAAAUAUUUUCAUUGUAAAAUAUCUAGAGGCCACAAACAGUCUAGAUGAAAAUAUUCUAAAGAUGGCUAAAGACUAUAUGGAAACAGGUUAUCAAAGGGAGUUAACGUACGCUCAUUCAGACGGUUCGUUCAGUGCAUUUGGAAAAAGAGAUAAAUCUGGUAGUACUUGGUUGACAGCUUUCGUGUUGAAAUCUUUCGUUCAAGCUAAACCAUAUAUUUUUGUGGAUGAUGCUGUUAUCAACAAGGCUGUAGACUUUCUACUAAAGCAACAAAAUGCAAAUGGGACAUUUGACGAGCCUGGGCGUGUAUUACAUAAGGCUAUGCAGGGAGGAUCAACUUCUGGAAAGACAUCUCGUACGGCAUAUGUACUAAUAUCUCUUCUUGAGGCAAGGGUUGUGAAAGGGGUUGCUGACAAGAUAUCAACAGCCGAAGCCAAAGCAUUGUCCUAUCUGGAAGGAGAAGUACCGACACUGGCUGAUAUCUAUGACCUAGCAAUUGUAGGAUAUGCUCUGCAGUUAGCUAGAAGUCCACAGGCUGAUGUGGUUUGGAGGAAAUUGGAUGCGAACGCAAAAUCAGAAGCUGGGACCAAAUUCUGGCAGAAAGUUGACAAAGUCAAAACAAAUGUGAAACCAUGGGAAAAGAGAAACGGUGUAGCUGUAGAUAUCGAGUUGACAUCUUACGCCCUCCUGACAUUGGCCAACAAGAAGGACCGCAAAGAUGGUGUUCAGGUUCUAAAAUGGGUCACUGAACAAAGAAAUCCUGAUGGAGGUUUCUCCUCUACACAGGACACAAUUAUUGCAUUACAAGGUCUUGCAGAGAUGGCGGCACUUAUAUAUUCGCCCCUCCAUGAUAUAACCAUAAAUAUACAAGGAACUGGAUUUUCUGACACACUUCUCAUACACAAUACAAAUGCACAAGUCCUGCAAUCCAGGGAUCUUCCACGUGAUAUUGGUGCUGUUACAAUUACCGCGACCGGUACAGGAAUGGCACUUGUUCAGAUUGAGGUAUCAUAUAACAUUGAAAAUGACGACCAAAAACAAAGUUUCCAAUUAACCGUUUCACUACCAAGAGAAACUGCAAACGACUUUGAAGUGAUGGCUUGUGCAAGGUGGCUUGAUGAAGGUUCGAGCUCAAUGGCGGUGAUGGAAAUCGGAAGUCCUUCAGGAUUCAUUGGCGAUAUAGUUAGCGUUUAUUCCAAACCUGACCAUAAAAGAGUGGAAAUCGAAAUGCGAAAAUUAGUUUUGUAUUUUGAUGAGAUUGAUGUACAAGGUACUUGCGUUACAGUAACAAUGCACAGAACCGGGCUUGUGGCUGGUGCCCAGCCAGUGGCAGUGCGCAUUUUUGAUUACUACGAACCGACGAAACAAGUGACAGAAUUUUACGUACCAGAAGUUAUCCGAAAAUCCGAGAUCUGUGAAAUUUGCAUGAAAGACUGUAGCUUCUGUGCUGCAACACCUUAAAGGCUACUGAGGAAACAAUAAGAUUUUUUUAUGUUUCGUACUCUUUGAUGCAGUAGCUGUUACUUGUAUAUUUACAAGGCUGAUUUAAUGUUAUGCGCAUUUUUCUUUGUAUCUGUUAUAUACAUCAUACCUACAUCCUUUGCUAGGCUACAAAAUUAAACAGUUAUACAGUUACAAGUUAUUAUCACCACCACGAUGAGUUUUAAAGCUACAUUCUAAACCUUACAAAGCAAAACUACUUUUUUCAUGUGUUUAGCUUUUCUUUUAAAAACUCUCGUCAUUCUUAUUUUUAUGCUUUUUUAGUUAAUGCGUUUUGAAAUCCAAUCCAUGCAAUUAUUUGUAUAUGAUUUGGUAUUGUUAUUAAACAAUAGAUUAUGUGUAUGUAUUUAUCUCAAUCAUUAUGUUAAAUGAAACUGUAUUGUUUAUUUGCACAAUCAAACUGCACACACAUAUUACAUUGCCCUGUAUAUUUUCCCUCAAUUUCCAUGCAAAGUCGCUUGAACAAAGAGAGUCUAAUGUAUGACAUUUUAUUCAAGGUGUUAUCUAAAAAGCUAAAAAAGGGUUAAAACUAAGGAACACAACAAUGAAAAAAAUCCAGCUCGGACAGGUACAUAACUGUAUGGUCCUAAGCUGGAACCAUUACCAUGUUUGUUCCAUCGAGAUAAUAUAAUAGGAAGGACGUCGACAAAAAGGGGAAAACUACUAUUUCAGCGUCCCCGCUUGCUCUGCACUGGGUUACAAAACAAGAUUAAAAAAGAAUUAUAUUCCGGAAUGGAUAUAUGUAAUCAGGGAAAUGCGCUUAGUCAUGGAAACCUUGGAAACCUGGUCCAGUGAUUGUUGAUCAUAACCACUAUAUUGAGUAUGAUAUAUGGAGUAUAUUUUUACUUGCUAUUAGAUCGUGCUGUUAAUUUCAGGGAUAAUGAACAUUUCCUUGACGGUAGAAGUAUAUUGUUUUUUUAUAACAUCUUCCUCUUUUAUGUCCCCCUUUUUUACUUUUACUUAGCAUUCCCCCUCCCCCUUUUUACCCCAACCCCAUUAUAUAUAAGUGUUUUAUAUAAUCAAACUGUAUUUUUGAUGAUUAUUUCAAGCAUCAUUACAGUUCCGGUAUGUGUGUGACUAUGGCUGUGUUUUCUGUGCGCACUUCUUCCAUGGAAUAUACUCUUAUAUUUGUCUGUAACUAUAUUACCUGAACUAAGUGUAACUAAAGAAUUGAGAUAUUUCGAUCUAAGAAUAAGAAACAUUGAGCGUUGCCUUAUUCAAUCGUUCUCCAAAAAUCUUGGCAUAUAGUUUGGAAAAAGGGGUUGGGAAUGCACAUUUGCGCUAUUUUGUUUCUUUGAGGAAAGUAAAUACAUCAAUUGCUGAAUAUUUCAAAUUGUUGUUAUAUCUAUACUUGAUGAAGUAUUUGUAAAUAAACAUAAAGCGAUUGAUGGGAAAUGGCAUAUAACAAUUUUAAAUCUAUACAAAUGAAUAAGAAAAGAAUGCUUAGCGAUUUAUAGGCAACGCAAAAUAACCGAGAUAUUGCAGAUAUUUUUUAUUCAUAAUAGUGAGGCGUAUAGUUCAGACUAUGAAACCAAUGUUUACUUGAAUUGAUAAAGCGCCGUUUCGAACGAGCCUUCCACAUUUCGUUACCUUUCGUAACUUUUAAUAAUCCGUUGUUUGAAUAAGAUUAUUUCCUUUAUAUUGUUUAUACAUUUGUAUUACAAUUAUUGCUUAUAAAUAACUAUUUAUGCCAUAUUUCCAGAAUAAACAUGGUUAUUCCAUGACCAUUUUAUAA